Penicillium robsamsonii is the source of this 987-nucleotide messenger RNA. Its product is annotated as Short-chain dehydrogenase/reductase SDR. Bases 1 to 987 code for a protein of 328 amino acids. The record is from RefSeq and is a predicted model, not a curated record. NCBI's taxonomy places the organism in Eukaryota, Fungi, Ascomycota, Eurotiomycetes, Eurotiales, Aspergillaceae. The transcript has a single exon.
AUGGGAGUUACCUGGUCGCAGUUUUUCCCACCCCCACCUACUCUGACUGAAGUCAAUCUCCCCAGUCAGAAUGGCAAAGUGUUCAUCGUAACUGGAGGCUCUUCAGGAGUUGGCUUCGAGCUAUGCAGAAUUCUUUAUCGAGUAGGAGGAACGGUAUAUCUUGCCGGUCGGUCUGAAGAAAAGGCAUUGGAUGCGAUUGCAAAGAUCAAACGCUUGUGUACGCCGACCUCCGCCGAGGGAAACAUAGAGGGAAACAUCAUUUUCCUCCCUCUAUCGCUACAUGACCUGACAACCAUAAAGCCUGCAGUGAAGAUAUUCACCACGGCUGAAUCUCGUCUGGAUGUCUUAUUCAACAACGCUGGUGUCUCUAACCCUCCUGGAGGGACUUCGCCCCAGGGCCACGAUCUGCAAUUGGCAACUAAUUGUCUCGGGCCACAUCUUUUCACUCAACUUCUCUUGCCAAUACUACGGCGCACGGCUGAAACUUCGUCCAUAUCUAGUGUGCGGGUUAUCUGGACAGCAUCGAUUGUUGUUGAUGCAUUCGCGCUUGAGACCGGGAUAGAGCUUGCAGAAUUAUUACAAAAAGGCGCCGACAAAUCACGCUAUUACUUCAACACCAAAGUGGGAAAUUGGUUUUUGGCACAUUCCCUCGCAAGUCAGAUUGGCACAGAUGGGAUAUUAAGCUUGGUGCAAAACCCAGGAAAUAUCAAGACAAACAUCAUGCGUCAUAGUCAAGCUUAUGUUCGUUUUAUCCUUGGGCCGCUGCUUUAUGGCCCUAGGUUUGGAGCAUAUACUGCAAUCUGGUCGGCCUUUACUGGUGAUCUGAAAAUUGAGGAUGGAGGGAAAUAUAUCCUGCCCUGGGGACGUAUACAUCCGUGUCCAAGGGAUGACUUGUUGCGAGCUAUGAAAGGAAAGGAAGAAGGGGGUACCGGGGUUGCAGCGGCGUUUAUACAAUAUUGCGACAAGCAGAUUGUGGCUUUUCUAUAG